This is a messenger RNA of Acanthisitta chloris (rifleman), 888 nucleotides long. RefSeq names its product tumor protein 63-like. Gene Ontology annotation, biological process: regulation of transcription by RNA polymerase II; apoptotic process. The transcript is spliced from 6 exons. Gene Ontology annotation, cellular component: nucleus. Gene Ontology annotation, molecular function: RNA polymerase II cis-regulatory region sequence-specific DNA binding; DNA-binding transcription factor activity, RNA polymerase II-specific. The record is from RefSeq and is a predicted model, not a curated record. The annotation marks the transcript as partial. NCBI's taxonomy places the organism in Eukaryota, Metazoa, Chordata, Aves, Passeriformes, Acanthisittidae.
AUUUGUAGAAACUCCGAGCCCUUUCUCCUGGAAGGAGAGUUACUACCGAUCAGCCAUGUCCCAGAGCUCGCAGCCCAGGGAAUUCCUCAGCCCAGAGGUAAUCCAGCAUAUCUGGGACUUCCUGGAACAGCCAAUAUGCUCAGUUCAGCCAAUCGACUUAAACUUCAUCGAUGGCCCAUCUGAAAAUGGCCCUACAAACAAAAUAGAGAUUAGCAUGGACUGCGUCCGGGUGCAGGACACGGAGCUGAAUGACCCCAUGUGGCCGCAGUACACGAACCUGGGGCUCCUGAACAGCAUGGACCAGCAGAUCCAGAAUGGCUCUUCCUCCACCAGCCCUUACAACACGGAGCACGCGCAGAACAGCGUCACAGCCCCCUCACCCUAUGCUCAGCCCAGCUCGACUUUUGACGCUCUCUCGCCCUCCCCAGCCAUCCCUUCCAACACAGACUACCCAGGACCUCACAGUUUUGAUGUAUCAUUUCAACAGUCCAGCACAGCAAAGUCAGCAACAUGGACGAAUGACAGCAAAGACAACCAGUUUGCGUUUCCUGUGAACCUGUCAGGGACUCAACUAGAAAGACAGGCGGCUUUUGUGGAGCUCUCUGAACCUGUGGCUGUAUCCCAGAUUGCUGAGGACCCAAAGCCUCUGCAUGGGGCUGCAAGGUCUGACCUGCUUGUCUGUGCCUGUUACAGCAGACUCAUGCUGAUCAAACCAGAGCAUGACCACUUGGUACGUGCUGCUCAGCGCGCCCUGCGGCUCGGGGUGUGUGUCCGAGCUGUUCGCACGGUGAUGCUCGGGGACCGAGCGGGAGGAGUUCUUAUGUGGAGUGGGAACGCGGAGCUGGCACCGUCCUCCGAGUCGAGGGGGAGGUUCUGCCGCUGCCCGCG